Messenger RNA from Gavia stellata (red-throated loon), 3531 nucleotides. It is a transcript of the gene NEK10, whose product is annotated as NIMA related kinase 10. The transcript is spliced from 36 exons. Gene Ontology annotation, molecular function: protein serine/threonine kinase activity; ATP binding. Lineage: Eukaryota; Metazoa; Chordata; Aves; Gaviiformes; Gaviidae. The record is from RefSeq and is a predicted model, not a curated record. Gene Ontology annotation, biological process: protein phosphorylation. Bases 1 to 3531 code for a protein of 1176 amino acids.
AUGCCUGAUCAGGACAAAAAGUUGAAGAGCACAGAAAAAGCAACAGACAAAAAACCUCAUGGGAUCUCUAUGAGGGAUUAUUCUGAUCUUAAAAGACUUCAGUCUCUCUUAAACGUUAAGUCAAGCAACCAACAGCUUCCAGCUAUACGUUUUGAAAGUCGUCAAACCAGUGUGACAAGAGCUCGGCAAAAUGUCAAAAGCAAUGAUCAAAAACCCCAUGGUCAAUGGCAACAAUCAAAAGAAGCUGUUGAGCUUGAAAACUUCAGCGUGACCUACAAGAAUGAGAGAAAUUUUAGCAAACAUCCCAAACAUAAGCUGUUUCAAGACAUCUUUACAGCUUUAGUUAAGAACAGACUUAGCUGCAGGGAGUGGGUUAAUCAAGCUCCGUCCAUCCAUUUUCUUAGAGUAUUAAUCUGCCUGAGAUUACUAGUAAGGGAUCCAUGCUAUCAGGAAAUGCUCCACAGCUUGGGUGGGAUUGAAAAUCUAGCUCAGUAUAUGGAAACAGUAGCAAAUGGCUAUCUUGAUUACGGAGAAGAGCAGCAUAAUGUAGACAAGUUGGUCAACAUGACAUACAUUUUCCAAAAACUUGCUGCUGUUAAAGAUCAAAGAGAACGGAUUAUAGUAAGUGGAGCACAUAAAACCUUAGUAAAUUUGUUAUCUGCCAGAGACAGUGAUGUGCUUUUGGGUACCCUCCUUGCUCUGACUAGCCUAGCAGAAAGUCCAGAAUGUAGGGAGAAGAUAAGUGAGCUCACCAUUGUUGAGAACUUGCUGGUGAUAUUACAUGAAUACGAUUUGCUUUCUAAAAGGCUCACUGCAGAGUUGCUACGUCUCCUCUGCGCAGAGUCACAAGUCAAAGAGCAAGUAAAAAUGUUUGAAGGAGUUCCAGUCUUGCUCAGUUUACUCCAUUCUGAUCAUAUCAAACUUCUAUGGAGCAUAGUCUGGAUUCUGGUACAGAUUUGUGAAGAUCCUGAGACUAGUGUGGAAAUUCGAAUUUGGGGUGGAAUCAAGCAGCUCCUUCAUAUAUUACAGGGGGAAAGAAAUCUUGUUUCUGAUCGCUCUUCAGUUGGUAGUUUAUCUAGUGCAAAUGCAGCAGGAAGAAUCCAAAACCUUCAUUUGUCAGAUGCUUUGAGUCCUGAUGAGAUGCAAGAAAAUAUUUUCUCACUUCAAGCAGCUUGUUGUGCUGCAAUCACUGAACUGGUGCUCAAUGAGACUAACGCUUACCAGGUAGUACAGGCAAAUGGAAUAUAUACAAUAGCAAAGCUGAUUUUACCAAAAAAAGAAAGGAAUGCUGAAAAAGCUAAUUUAUUACAGUGUUAUGCUUUCAGAGCCCUGAGAUUCCUCUUCAGUAUGGAAAGAAAUCUACAUAUCUUUAAAAGACUUUUCCCUACUGACUUGUUUGAAGUCUUCAUUGAUAUUGGACAUUAUGUGCGUGAUAUCAGCGCUUAUGAAGAGUUGGUAUCAAAGCUAAAUUUAUUAAAGGAGGAUGAAUUGAAGCAAAUUGCUGAAAGUAUUGAGAGCAUGAAUCGGAAUAAGGCACCUACAAAACAUAUAGGCAAUUAUGCAAUUUUAGAGCACCUUGGCAGCGGAGCUUUUGGAAGCGUAUAUAAGGUUAGAAAACAUAAUGGUCAAAAUCUCCUGGCAAUGAAAGAAGUCAAUUCACACAAUCCAGCAUUUGGAAAGAACAAAAAAGACAGAGACAGAAGUGUAAAGAACAUUGUUUCUGAAUUAACCAUCAUCAAAGAGCAGCUUUAUCAUCCAAAUGUUGUACGCUAUUAUAGAACCUUCUUGGAAAAUGACAGAUUGUACAUAGUCAUGGAGCUCAUAGAGGGAGUGCCAUUGGGAGAACACUUUCACUCUUUGAAGGAAAAGCAACAACAGUUUACAGAAGAAAGAAUAUGGCAUAUAUUUAUCCAACUUUGUCUAGCUCUUCGUUAUUUGCAUAAAGAGAAAAGGAUUGUUCAUCGAGAUCUCACUCCGAACAAUGUUAUGCUGGGGGAUAAAGACAAAAUUACAAUUACUGACUUUGGGCUUGCAAAGCAAAAGCAAGAAAACAGCAAACUUGCAUCAGUAGUGGGAACCAUUCUAUACUCGUGCCCUGAAGUUGUAAAGAGUGAGCCGUAUGGAGAGAAGGCUGAUGUCUGGGCUGCAGGAUGUAUCCUUUAUCAGAUGGCAACUCUGAACCCACCAUUUUACAGCACCAAUAUGCUCUCCUUGGCAACUAAGAUAGUAGAGGCUGUGUAUGAACCUGUGCCAGAAGGACUGUACUCUGAAAAAGUGUCAUUUACCAUUAAGAGAUGCUUGACUCCUGAUGCAGAGGCACGUCCAGACAUAGUGGAGGUCAGCUCACUGCUGUCUGAUGUGAUGAUGAAAUACCUGGAUAUUUUAUCCACCUCUCAUCUCAUGUUGGAGAAGAAACUGGAUCGGGAGAGGAGACGAACCCAGAGGUACUUCAUGGAGGCUAAUGGAAAUGCAGUAACCUAUCACCAUCAGCUUUCCAUUUUAUCACAAAAAAAUCACGAGAAGUUGAGUCUUCAUAGCAGCAGCAGUGGAGCAGCCAGUUGCAAAAGUGAAUUUUCAGGAAAUACGGACCUCCCAGCUGAAAGCUGUCAAUCUGCAUGUGGAAAAGUUGAGGAACGAACAUAUGAAGAAAUCCUGGUAGAGGAUCACAGCACUUUAGAGAACUCUGAGAAAGAUAUGUUCUCUGAAUUAGAUGAUGAGCUGGACAUAUUGGACAACUCUAGCAGCUCCAGUUCAAGUCAUUUGAAAGAGUCUGCUGUUGGUAUAAUUAAACCAAGUUUUAGUGCUUCCGAAAGACAACCUCAGAUUAUAGAUUAUAUUGAAGGCCUGGGAUCAAGACUGCGACCAGCUUUACUGCCUAUUGAUCUACUGUUGAGAGUGCCUCCACUCAUGUGCAGGGCCCACACUAAGAAAAGAGAGGAUUCAUUAGUGACAGGGUGGCAGUCUCAUAAACCUCCAGUUGUAGUUCUUUGCAAUAUGAAAAAUCAAGCAUCGUCAGGAAUUGCUGUAUCACAACGGAAGGUGCGUCAGAUCAGUGAUCCUGUUCAGCAGAUUCUUAUUCAGCUGCACAAAAUUAUCUUCAUCACUCAACUUCCUCCAGCUUUGCAAUGCAACUUGAAAAGGAGAAUCAUUGAGAGAUUCAAGAAGUCCCUCUUCAGUCAGCAGAGCAAUCCUUGUAAUCUGAAAUCAGAAAUGAAAAAGCUGCUGCAAGGUUCUCCUGAAUUGAUUGAGCCCAACUUCUUCACAGCAGAUUGGCAUGUGGUAUUUCUCUCUUCAGGUGGAAAUAUGUUGCUUCCAGAUGAUAGAAAAGGUGUUGUUGGCACUUCUGACAUAGCAGAAGGGACGACAUACGAACAGUUGCAGACUCUAAUUGAAGAGGUUCUAGAGGAAAGCGGUUAUUACAAUUUCUCUUCUAACAGACUUCUGAGAUUCUUUGGCUUUGACAUCAUGCUUGUACAUCAGCUUUCUGCUAAAAGCGCCAAGAUUGAUCCCAUACCUAGUGACUGUGAAUAG